Messenger RNA from Triticum dicoccoides, 1426 nucleotides. Its product is annotated as protein ASYMMETRIC LEAVES 2-like. The coding region runs from base 10 to 1092 and encodes 360 amino acids. The record is from RefSeq and is a predicted model, not a curated record. NCBI's taxonomy places the organism in Eukaryota, Viridiplantae, Streptophyta, Magnoliopsida, Poales, Poaceae. The transcript has a single exon.
GGCCGCGCAAUGACCCGCUCCUCCUCCUCCUCCAGCCCACCGCCAGCCGCGUGCCACCUCCAGAUCACAACUGCUGCCACCACCGCCGCAGCCGCAAACUCCUCCGCCAAUCCCUCCUCCCCCGUCGCCCACUCCUCCUCCUCCCGCGUCGCCGGAGCCGCCGCCGGGUCCGGGCAGAACCAGGCCUGCGCGGCCUGCAAGUACCAGCGCCGCAAGUGCAACCCGGACUGCCCGCUCGCCCCUUACUUCCCCGCCGACCAGCAGCGCCGCUUCCUCAACGCGCACCGCCUCUUCGGCGUCGGCCACAUCCAGGCCACGCUCCGGGAGACCCCGCCCGACCUGCACACCGACGCCAUGCGCGCGCUCAUCUUCCAGGCCGAGGCCCGGGCCUACGACCCCGUCGGGGGCUGCUGCCGCAUCAUCCUCGACUACGAGAGGCAGCUCGGCCUCGCGCAGGCCGAGCUCGCCGCGCUCCUACGCCACCUCGAUCUCUGCCGCCACCAGGCCGCCGCCAUGGCCCAGGACGCGCUCGUCAACGACCCAGGGAUGCUGCUGCUUGCCCCGGGGCCCAACCCGGCCGAUGUCCAGGACGGUGUCGCCGCUCUCGACGCGCUCUACGCCGGCCACGAGAUCAGCAAUGGCCAGGCUAACCACCACGAUCACGAUCAUUAUCUGGUCGGCGCCACGGACCAGCUGCAGCCGCAGAAGCACCAGCCUUACGACUACUUCUACUACGACGGGCCGGCGGCCGUCGACGAGAGCAGCAGCCAAGCUUGGAGCAAUGCCGGCAACGUGCAGCAACACUACGGAAAUGGCGUCAAGGCCGAAUCUCCGGUGGCGAUCGACGAUCAGAUCGAGACACAGUUCGUCGACGCUUUCGACGUGAAGCCAGAGAUAGCAGCAUCAUCGUCAGCCGCCGUCAUGGAACACGACGACGGCGGCGGUGGCGCCAGCUUCGACCACCGCCACCUGGAGCAGAAGGCGGUGGCCACCGUGGUGAAAAAUGAACGGCUUGACCACCAGGCGGCGGCGCACAUGGCAGCAGAGUCGUCGUCGCGCUGCCAGCUGGAGCUAGGGUUCUCUUCCUUCUGAUGCAUGGUAGAUUUCAUCCAUCCAUGACCAUGCAAAGGUUGGAACGGCGCGUGGUGGACAUAGACGCCUUUCGGGCGAGGCACAGUUUCUGUUCUUCACCCCAUUUCAACAGGGUUAAGAAAUGCUUCUUCUCUGUUGCAUUUCUCAAUUUAGUCUCCAUGUAGUGUUAGUUAAUUCAGCUAGCUAGCUAAUAAUCCUUAGCUUUAGGUCACAGAUUAGUUACAAUAAUAUUCCUCGCCAUUGGUUAUGCGAGGGAAAUAAUAAUUAGUUAGUACUUGUUGAUAAAAUAUUUGUACUCCAUUUUUCUAGUUAGUAUAUCUAUGAAAGGAAUAGC